AUGGCAACCCCUGUGGAUGCGAAGCUGCUUCGGCAGACCAAGUUUCCACCUGAGUUCAGCCGCAAGGUGGACAUGACCAAGGUGAACAUCGAGGUGAUGAAGAAGUGGAUUGCAGGACGAAUUUCAGAAAUCCUUGGCAAUGAAGAUGAUGUAGUCAUUGAACUUUGCUUCAACUUGCUUGAAGGAGCUCGUUAUCCCAACAUCAAGGCACUCCAGAUCCAAUUGACCGGCUUCCUCGACAAAGAUACUUCCAAUUUCUGCAAAGAGUUAUGGUCAUUAUGCCUGAGCGGUCAAGAGAAUCCCCAGGGCGUUCCGAAGGAGCUCUUGGAAGCUAAGAAACUCGAACUCAUCCAAGAGAAGCUGCGGAAUCCGCUCGCCGACAGAGGGAGCAAGACCUCGCGCGAGACCGGGAAAUGGAUGAUAUCAGACGGAGAGAACGUGGAGAUCGCGGAGAUCGCGGACGAGCAAGAAGAGGCCCUGGCCACGGUAGCAGUGACUUUGGUCGCCGGAGAUCACGCUCACCACGCAACCGAAGCCGGGAUCGAUACCGUGAACCCCCACCUCGCCGCGAAUUCGAUUCUUACGUCCCAUCUAGCUCCAACCGAGGUCGCCGACCAACUCGGUCCCCUUCUCGAUCUAGAUCCCCCUCCCGCUCCCCAUCUCGCUCCCCACCACGUCGCCGCCAUCAAGAACGACGUGAUCGAUCCUCAGAUCGUCAGCGUCGCCGCCAUCACAGUAGAUCCACUUCCCCCUAUGCACGAGACCGCAGAGAAAAGAGACGCAAUUCGGACCACGGUGAUCGACACAGAUCCAUUACCCGCAGUGAAUCAUCCCGCUCACGAACUCCCAGAAGAGACCGACGGAAAAGGCGCUCAGUCUCCCGCAGCGUGA
Messenger RNA from Penicillium malachiteum, 891 nucleotides. Its product is annotated as PWI domain-containing protein. Gene Ontology annotation, molecular function: RNA binding. The transcript has 4 exons. Gene Ontology annotation, biological process: mRNA processing; regulation of mRNA splicing, via spliceosome. The record is from RefSeq and is a predicted model, not a curated record. The coding region runs from base 1 to 891 and encodes 296 amino acids. Gene Ontology annotation, cellular component: spliceosomal complex. NCBI's taxonomy places the organism in Eukaryota, Fungi, Ascomycota, Eurotiomycetes, Eurotiales, Aspergillaceae.